AUGUUUGGGGGAACUAAUUAUAUUGAUAAUAUACCUAUUGCAUUUAAGCUUGAUUUACUUCAAAAUAAGUGAUUUAAGUUACCUUCAACUUCAGUGGUAAUUACUCAUUGCUCUAUGGAAAUCUUUAAAAAUUCUAUAAUUAUUAGUGGCCGCCAUGUAUCAAAUAUAUUUAAAUAUGAUUUAAAUAUUGAAAGCCAUUCAGAUCUUUAUUUACUCUGCCAUCCGUGAGCAAACAAAAUUUUUUGUUCACUCAUGGGAGGGGGUUAAUUUUGCUUUAAAAAAUUUAUAUAUAAACUUUAUAAAAAAACAUUUUUUUAUGGAAUUUAAAAAAAUCCCCAAUUCGCAAAAAUCGGAAAGCAAAUAUUAAUUUUAAUUUGUAAAAUUUAUGAUUUUAAUGCAAUUGUUUAAAUUAGCUAGAGAUUUCAUUGCACUAAUUGUUAGUAACAUAAUUUUUUUUUUCAUAAAAAAUUUGGAAGCACACAAGGAGGGUGGGUUUUUGGGGAAAAGUAGGUGCUUUCCCAAAGAUUUUGCUAGCUCACGGAGGGAAGGAGUUAGAAGAUCUUGAUUUAGAUACAUAUAAAGGAAUAUUUUCAGGAGGGUCAAGAUUAUAUAUUUUUCAGAAUUCUAAUUUCAUUUAUGAGAGUGAAAUAGAUAAUGACUAUGAAUGAAAUAAGAUUGGAAAUUUUAAUUAUGAAUUUUCUAUGUUUCCAUUCAAAAAAUUCAAUGAUGGAUCAGUUUUUAUAAGCUUGUCUUAUAAGGCGAAGCUGAUGCUUUAUAAAUUUGAUUUGAAACACAAAAAUUUUAAAAAAUUGAAAGAUAUUAAAGGUAAGUAA
Blepharisma stoltei is the source of this 833-nucleotide messenger RNA. NCBI's taxonomy places the organism in Eukaryota, Ciliophora, Heterotrichea, Heterotrichida, Blepharismidae. The record is from the annotation of a GenBank genome assembly.